AUGUUCUGUGUUGUCGGUUGUGUAGCCCUUCUUGGUUGGAACUUCAUCCUGGGUGAGUUGGGUACUCUUAUUGAUGCCUUUGGAGACGCCUAUGGGACGUGGUGUUCUCUCUGUUUCUCCCUCUGUAUCAAUGCCGGUCAGCUGAUGCUUGUGUGGAUCGGCAAUCGGUUUAAGUUCGGUCCUCGUUUCUAUUCGGGCUGUAUUGGUAUGGGUAUCAGCAUGAUAUUGCUGGCUAUAUGUGCCAUCACAUUUGCCCAGGAUAACCAAUCUGCAGGGCUUGCCGCGGGCUGUAUAUUUGUUGGUCUCUACGGCUUCGCCAACGCUGUGAUGGAGUCCACCAUGUUUGGCUUGGCUGCUCUCGUUGGUCCAGUGUCGACUCAGUUCAUCCUCAUCGGCGAAGGCGUAUCCGGGCUUGUCGCGUGGCCCCUUGAUAGACUCUGUGAGGCGAUUUUCCGUGGCAGUGGUGUGACGGAUUACGCCUACCCUCGUAUGAUACUGUUUUUCGGUAUCGGCAUGAUUGUUAACUUCGCCAGUGUUCCCAUGUAUAAGUAUUCCAUGCAACAUCAUCCUGUGAUCGUGAAGGCUCUCGAAAUUGAAGAGGGCCGACAGGAAUUUAUUCUCAAGAAAAAAUCGACCCGACCAUUAUCCAAAAUUCUACGUGACGUAGCGCCGCAAGCUCUCACCGUUUGGUUCAGCUUUACUAUUUCGUACACUGUUUUUCCGUGGACGGUUUUUGAGAUGAGUCCGUCCUCACUGUCGCCCGUUACAUUUGGUAAACUUAUGACUUACUGCUAUCAAGUAUGUGAUACGAUCGGCCGAGCCUCUCCUUUCUAUCACCUUCGUCUGGGGAAAAGAUAUACGCCUUAUGCUGCUACUGCUCGUCUCAUAUUCAUUCCCCUGUUUUUCCUUUGUAUUCACCUGUCUUGCUCACCCUUCACUCAAGACUGGUUUCAUUUCGUCAUCAUGGCUCUAUUAGGGUUGACCAACGGAAUUCUUGCGGCUUCUUGCAUGAUUUAUGGUCCGACCCAAGUCGACCAGAAUAAGAAAGAGGAACUUGAGAUUGCUGGUUAUGUGAUGUCAUUUGGUCUGAUCUGUGGUAUUCUAACUGGUUCCGUUAUAGCUACGAUCAUUAAGCGCUCGGCUUACAUGUGA
Molecule: messenger RNA, 1152 nt
Organism: Perkinsus marinus ATCC 50983
Lineage: Eukaryota; Perkinsozoa; Perkinsida; Perkinsidae
Product: equilibrative nucleoside transporter, putative
Exons: 1
Coding region: 1-1152 (383 amino acids)
Biological process (GO): nucleoside transmembrane transport
Cellular component (GO): plasma membrane
Molecular function (GO): nucleoside transmembrane transporter activity
Source: RefSeq, a predicted model, not a curated record